AUGGAAGCCCUCCGCGUGCCCCUCCUCGCGCAACUAUCAGCCCACCUCCUCCUCCACAUCGCACUCCUAAUCCCUCCCUCCACCCUCUCCCAAAAACAACUAGCACUAAGCUUCCUACCCGCUAUCUGGGCAAUCAAUAUCUAUACCUGGACCGCCGGUUUCGGGUUCCUCGCCAUAGCACAGUCGCUCUGGGCGCUAGAACUGCUGGGAGUUCGUCGAGUCAGGGAAGAAUUUUCUUGUUUGAGAUACCAAAGGAUCGCCGCAAAGAAAGUGAAGAUCGAAUCAAGAGUAGAAGAGAAAAAGACCUCCGAGAAGCAGAAACUGAAAGAAGGAAUAACAAAAGAGCCCUACCCUUCCACCCUCUGGCCUCGCAUCUUCUGGGUCGCAAACCUAAUCUGUUCCCUCCGCUACACAUCCUGGCAAACCACCUCAUCCACAUCCCUACCUCCCUCAAAACCCCCCAAACGCAUCCCUUUCCUAACCCACCUCUUCCUCCACACAACCCUCUACCUCCUCCUCAUCGACGCCAUAUCCCUCUACACCCACUUCGACCCCUAUUUCCAAAUCUCGACUCCCAUCUCGGAGCCCUUUCCUCGCCGCUUACGCACUUUCCUCUCUCUCUACCACUUACACCAUAUCCCUCCACAACUGGUGCGGAUUUUAAUCGUUGGAGGCCAGCAAUAUGCCGUAUUUUCGCUCCUUACGACAAUCCCAGCGAUUUUCUUUGUGGGACUGGGAGCGUUGGGAGUGGUGGGUGAUUUUUGGGGCGGAACGAUGGGGUGGAGGGCUGGUGUGGGGAAUCUGAGUCUGGGGACGGCGGUCGUGAGGAGGGGGUUGAGGGGGUUUUGGGGGGAGGGGUGGGUUCAAUAUCUGAGAGUUAUCUUAACAGGACCAGGGAAAGCACUUACGAAGCAAUUGGGCUUACCGGAGAGAGGUCUGAGGGCGUAUAGUUUGAGAGUCGUGAUCGCUUUUGGGAUAUCGAGUUUCUUGCAUGUUUCGACGUUACCGUCUUCUUCUAAUCCUGCGUUUCUGGGAUUGAAGCCGUUGCGGUAUGCGGCGUUCUUUUGGGUUCAAGGGGCGUUGGUUGUUGGUGAAGCGGUUGCUAGCCACUUGCUUGAAAGAGUAUAUCCUAGGAGUUCAAGAGGCGGGUUGGCAAAAGCAGGCUUGAGCGUAGUGAGGUUGGUUUGGGUCAUUGGAGUCAUGUAUUGGACUGCGCCGUUGAUAGUGGAUGAGAUGACUAAAGCGUCAAGGGCUUUUGGGUUAAGGCAGCCGGUUUUGUUUAAGUUGCCGGAGUCGUGAAGACAGAGAGCAAGGAUUUGAGCAGAGGAAGCAACGGUUUACCGGUUUGGGGGUGAAUUACUGGAAGUUCCC
This is a messenger RNA of Mollisia scopiformis, 1371 nucleotides long. RefSeq lists its product as uncharacterized. The record is from RefSeq and is a predicted model, not a curated record. The transcript has 3 exons. The coding region runs from base 1 to 1299 and encodes 432 amino acids. Lineage: Eukaryota; Fungi; Ascomycota; Leotiomycetes; Helotiales; Mollisiaceae.